AUGGAGUGCGCAGACUUUAGAGUUGCGCUCGGCUUCGAGAGAGCCAUUCGACGCGACCGUCCGUACGGCGGGUACCCACGCCUCCCGAGCGAGGGCUCGCCGCAGAUGGCCUUCUUCGACGCGGCCUUCCAGGGCGACCUUCCCCGCCUCAGGGAGCUGGCGAGCGGCAGGGACGCCAAGGGGAUGGCCUGGCUUGCCGAUGUGUGUCUCGUCGGCGCGGGCCCUUUCCAGACCGCGGCACGCUUGGGGAAACUGGACGCCGUCAGGUGCAUGGUGGAGGAGCUGGGCUUCGAUGUCAAUGCUGGCAGCCAAGCCGGUGUAACUGCUUUGGCUGCUGCUGCAGCGGAUGGAAGAAUGCAUGUUAUGAGGUACCUUCUGGACAAGGGGGCCGAUCCGAAUAAGCCAGCCAAUUCAGGCCAUUAUCCUCUUCACCAUGCUGCAAAACAUGGGCGUGAUGAAGCAGCACGAUUGUUGCUAUCUAGAGGAGCUAGUAUUGAUGUAGCUUAUAUUGGUCUGACACCACUACAUUUCGCUGCUGGCUAUGGGAUGAUUGGUGUCAUGAAAGUUCUGUUGGAGCACCAUGCAGAUCCGAACAAGGUCUCAGAAGAGGGAAGUACUCCGCUGACUGAAGCACUUCAUGGUACCGAUUCAGGAGUACCUGAAUCUACUUCACUGAAGUGUGUCAAGCUGCUUGUGGAGGCAGGCGCAGAUGUAAAUUCUGCUAAUAGCGAAACUCCGUUGGUAAUAGCAAAACGUUAUGGCUUAACUGAUUGUGUCAAGUACCUGUCAAAGGUUAAGCAUGAAAAAAAUACAAAUCUUCAGUUGAAAUCAUAUGCCGAGAAAGCUAUUAAGAGAAAGGACUACCAUGGCGCGUCAAAGUUCUACACCGAGGCGAUUGAGCUGGACCCUAGUGAUGCAACUCUGUACUCAAACAGGAGCCUUUGCUACCUGCAAAUGACUGAAGCAGAUAAGGCUGUGCGCGAUGCUAACACUUGCAUAAAACUGCGGCCCGAAUGGAUCAAAGGUUACUACAGGAAAGGCGCUGCUCUCCUGUCGCUCGAGGACUACAAAGGAGCUAGUGAUGCAUUCAUGGCUGGGCUGCAGGUGGACCCUGAAAAUGUUGAGAUGGAGAAAGCGUUCAUGGAAGCAAUUGAGGGAAUUAAGAAGGACCACUUGGCUGGAAAAGGCUCCAAGCCAUCUGAUUAG
This is a messenger RNA of Triticum turgidum subsp. durum (durum wheat), 1206 nucleotides long. The record is from the annotation of a GenBank genome assembly. Lineage: Eukaryota; Viridiplantae; Streptophyta; Magnoliopsida; Poales; Poaceae.